CUUGCUAGUUGCUAAGACCUGACCAUGACCACCACCUGUUAAACUUCUUUGCAUCGUCACCUUCUAUAAUCCCAUCAUUACCCUCGCAAACGUCGAGAAGAAAAAUCCCCCGAAGACCGAAGGGGCAACGCAAACCCUAUCGGUUUCUCUCUCUCUAAAUUCCCGUUCUUGUUCUAUUUUCGCCAUGAAUUUGAGCAAAAUGUCCAGGUCUACGUCAGAUUUCAGCUCGAUUUGAUGAGCAUCUGAUAGGAUUGGUGGUUUUUUUGUACCCUUUGUUUCUAGGAGCAGGUCAGGAUUGAAGAGCAUGGAGGGCUCUGGUUCGGCGGUAGACGAUCUUGGAGCCACGCCUGAGUCUUGGGAGGUGGCUGACGUGGACGCCAGCAUGCGACGGCUCAUGCUCUCUUCAUCCAAGAAGAACUCCGUUAGUCUAUCCGACCUCUCCAGUACUUCGGUUUCAGCUCCAAAUUUGGCGCCGGCGUCUAGUACUUCGGCUCCUGCUUUAAAUCUUUCUGAGGAUGCCAUCAAUUCCGUCGAUCAGUUUCUCCGGGAGGCUUUACAAAACCCUAGGGAGCGGCUUUCAGUUUUAAGAUUGGAGCAAGAUGUUGAAAAAUUCAUUAGAGAUCCAACCCGGCAGCAAAUGGAGUUCCAGCAGUUACCUACCUCCUAUUUGCGUCUGGCUGCUCAUCGUGUUGCUCAGCACUACUUUCUCCAGUCAAUGGUCUUACUAGACAACAGUCUACCAGAUGGUUCUGGAUCCCGAAUUAUAGUAUGCAAAAGUUCUGAAACUCGAAUUCCUUCAAUUCGUCUGGCUGAUAUACCUGUAAAUUUUCCCCAGGAAGACUCGAGCGGUGUUGUCAAAGUUGCUAUUAAGCAGAGACCACAGAAAGGUUCACAGUUUAGUGGUGCUUCAGAUUCACACUCCUCAAAGAAUAAUAGCUGUAAAAGUGUGGAGGAAAGAAAAGAAGAGUACAACAGGGCAAGGGCUCGGAUUUUUAGCUCUAGUAAUUUAGCCGGGAGUGAUAAUGGAAAGAAUGAAAGUCAAUCAAAGAUGCUGGAACCUUUCCAGCCUGGUUCACUAAGAGUUGCAAAGGUAGAUGAAAAGGCGGCCAGCUCUGCUGGGAGUUCUGAUGUGAGUAUUGGCAGAGGUGCCCUUGAUUCUUCGUCAACCGGUAGCAAUAGAUCAGCUAGAAGUAGGACUGAGAAGGAGCAGAUUGCUAGGUCUAGAACUAGUAAUAGAGUGGCCAUAUUCAGGGAUAGGGAAACUGAUCGCAAGGAUCCUGAUUAUGACAGGAGCUAUGACAGAUACUUGCAAAGGUUUGACCCUGGAUUUGGAUUUACGGGAGGACCUUAUGCUAUUCAACCAUUGUAUGCACCUGCUUUAAACUACAAUUCUGAGUUUCCUCAACUUGGAUCAGCACACCGGCCUCCUAUCUCCCAUGAACACCAAUCUCGCCCUCUGCCUACGCGAUUGCCUGUGCAGUGGGUUACACCGUCUACUCCCGGUAUUGGAUACGGUCAGGCUGAGACCAUGAUGCACCCUCCUUUCAAUCCCAGUCAUGUCGGUGUGCGGUCCAACCCUGCUUUGUACUUGCACUCAUCUCAGUAUCCUUGUCAGCAUCCUGGAAUGCCUUUUGUCCAUCAUCAUGAACAAAUUCAAGUUCACCAACCCUUUUCACAGUCUUACCAGCAGCAACCUGAUGCCAGUUUUGGGUUAGCCCGGCCCCGAUAAGGGGCCUGGGCCAUGCCUGCAUCCUGCCACAGUUUCUUGAGCACAUGAUUGAGAGGCAGCUUUCUGAGCAGCACAUUUUUUUCUUACAUUGUGGCAGGAUGCAGGCAUAUGCAUCUGAGGGUAUUGGGAGUGGAUGCUUUUAAAGUAGAAAAUAUUCUUCAAAAUUCAUUCCACAAGCCCUCAGUUUUGGAGAGCUCCUUCCAUGAUCCAUGAGUUAUUCCCCAUUGUUCGGAAGAGGAGCUCAUAUACUGCUGAUGGCAAUGAAGAUGUCAAACAGAAUAAGGAAGUUCGUAUCUGAGUACAAUUCUUCAAUGGUUAGAGUGUUAGUGCUACAAAGUCCUCGUUCUUUUGAUGGACAACUGUAGCCUCUACACUCUACAGAUAUAUGAGGAAUUUGUUGAAGUGUUGGAGUCGCAAGAAGCAGUCUUUGGUGAUCGAUUGACUGACAGACAGGCUUUAAUUGUCUAUUACUAGGUGAACGAAAUGCAUAUGUGAAUAUGUAGUACACCUUUGGUUCCAAAUGGUAGAUUAUUUUGGCUAUAUUUUUAUUUGACUUUUGAUUUGCAAGUUGUGAUGAUGAUGAUAAUCAUGGUGACAUUGUAUUUUGGAGGCAUUAAAGUUGUACCAGCUUUACCAUAUUUUAAGUUUUAUUUAAUCUAAUCUUUCCUGAGUAAUU
Molecule: messenger RNA, 2405 nt
Organism: Cuscuta europaea
Lineage: Eukaryota; Viridiplantae; Streptophyta; Magnoliopsida; Solanales; Convolvulaceae
Source: the annotation of a GenBank genome assembly